This is a messenger RNA of Pseudocercospora fijiensis CIRAD86, 2965 nucleotides long. Its product is annotated as glycosyltransferase family 20 protein. Gene Ontology annotation, biological process: trehalose biosynthetic process; cellular response to heat; fungal-type cell wall organization. The transcript has 4 exons. The record is from RefSeq and is a predicted model, not a curated record. Gene Ontology annotation, cellular component: cytosol; alpha,alpha-trehalose-phosphate synthase complex (UDP-forming). Gene Ontology annotation, molecular function: catalytic activity. Lineage: Eukaryota; Fungi; Ascomycota; Dothideomycetes; Mycosphaerellales; Mycosphaerellaceae. The coding region runs from base 107 to 2965 and encodes 952 amino acids.
UCCAUUCCUACAAUCGCGACAUCACGCUCUUGUUUGCCGAACUGACCUAGCAGCAGGCACGACUUGGGAAGCCGUGCAUCGAGGCCUCGCUUGUCGAGCUUGGCCAAUGUCUAGCAAUGCUCGGCCUUCCGCCGUAAGGCAGGAAACUGGAAAUCCAGCACUGAGCGAGGCCAAUACCAGUAUUCCGGUCACGCCAACCGUCAGCAACGAGACCUACGUGUCGCCUAGUACAGCAUCCCACAUAACACGGAAUCCCCCGCAACACCUUCUGGAGUCGAUUGGUGCUGAUGGAUAUAUCGGAAAUGGCCAUUCAGCACGACCUUCCGGAAGGACGGAGAGCGGAGCCUCCCAAGCUGCGGCAGGUGCUCGAAAUGGCGAAGAGCUUCUCCGCCGAUUGAGUCUCACAGGGCAGCCGUCGAGGCCUGCUGCAGAACUUAUAGAUCCGCGUAGCGCGCAUCCUAGCUUGAAUCUCAGCGGAAAUGUGAUCAGCGCCGCAUUUUGUGUUCCCUACAAGGUCGGCUAUACGACCACUGGCGAAUGGGACCUCAAACCUAGGAGAGGAACGUCAGCACUUUUCGAUUCUUUCGCAUAUCUGUCCUCGCCAGAGUCGCCUUGGAAGCAUACACUAGUCGGUUGGACUGGAGAGAUCGACCGUGUAUUUCGUCGCAGAAACCAGUCUGCGAGUACCAACGGCGUUACUUCCAUGGACUCCGUUCCACUCAAUAAGGCUUCUGCGCCGAUUCCGGUCAACAAAACCGAGAAGCCUGUCCAACCUGGAGACUAUUCGGAUCUGCACAUUCCACUUGCUGACCGGCGGAAACUGGAGAAGCAGCUAGAGCUAGAGUCUGGUGGACACGUUGCUCCUGUUUGGCUGUGGGAUGGUAUCGACGAGAACGAAGUAGCCACCUUCCACAAUCAGCAGCGAUGGCGGCGUUAUGGUGAGCACGAAUUGUUCACACUAUUUCACUACAAGCAAAAUGAGCCGAGCGAUGGUCGAGACCUUCGCAAGACCUGGGCCGAUUACUACUGCAUGAAUCAAGCGUUUGCAGAUGCGAUCAUUGGUGUGUACAAACCUGGCGACAUUAUCCUGAUUCACGACUAUCACCUUCUACUGCUGCCCAGCCUGUUACGACAACGACUGCCGAGUGUCUACAUUGGAUUUUUCCUUCACGUGCCCUUCCCGAGCAGCGAAUACUAUCGAUGCCUCACUCGGCGCAAGGAGAUACUUGAAGGAGUCCUGGGAGCCAACAUGAUCGGAUUUCAAGCAUACAGCUAUGCCAGACAUUUCUCCUCCUGCUGCACACGUAUCCUCGGCUUUGAUUCGUCAUCUGCUGGCGUUGAUGCAUACGGCGCGCAUGUGCCAGUGGACGUCUUCCCCAUCGGGAUCAAUGCAGAAGAAACAAGACGAGUCGCCUUCGAUUCUCCUGGCGUGACCGGGAAGAUGAAAGCCUUGCGCGAGAUUUACCAGAACAAGAAGGUCAUUGUUGGCCGAGAUCGGCUAGACACUGUGAGAGGUGUAGCACAGAAAUUGCAGGCGUUCGAGAUAUUCCUUGAACGACACCCAGAAUGGCGCGAGAAUGUCGUCCUUAUCCAGGUCACGAGCCCCACUAGCAUUGAGGAGCGCGACGACAAGGGCGACAAGACUGCGAACAAGAUUUCUGAAUUGGUGGCUAGGAUCAAUGGAGCCUUUGGCUCACUCAGCUCCACGCCAGUUCAGCACUACCCGCAAUAUCUGUCACAGGAAGAAUACUUUGCCUUGCUUCGGAUCGCUGACCUGGGACUUAUCACGAGCGUCCGUGAUGGUAUGAACACUACCGCAUUGGAAUACGUGAUGAGCCAGCGAGAGAAUCACGGCCCACUGAUCAUCUCGGAGUUUUCUGGAACAGCAGGCAGCUUGGGUGAUGCAAUACAUAUCAACCCUUGGGACCUUGGCGGCACUGCCGACGAGAUACACACGGCGCUUACGAUGACCGCGGCCGAGAAGCAGCAACAACACGAGCUUCUGUACAAGCAUGUGACAUCGAAUACAGUGCAGUACUGGACCAACAGCUUCAUUCGGCGCCUGCUCACUAAUCUGGCUUCAUAUGAUCAGUCAGUUGCCACGCCGGCGCUCGAUCGUGCCAAGUUGUUGCAGCAGUACCGCGACUCUUCGCGUCGCCUCUUCAUGUUUGACUACGAUGGCACUCUGACGCCAAUAGUGAAAGAUCCACAAUCCGCCAUUCCUUCUGACAGAGUCAUUCGGACCCUCAAGACUCUAGCUUCCGAUCCGCAGAACCAAGUCUGGAUCAUCAGCGGCCGCGACCAAGCUUUCCUUGAUGAAUGGAUGGGUCACAUCUCGGAGCUCGGUCUGUCAGCAGAGCAUGGCUCAUUCAUGCGCCAUCCCGGAUCCAGUGAAUGGGAGAACUUGACCGAAACUCUUGACAUGUCGUGGCAAGAUGAGGUGAUCCGUAUCUUCAACCACUUCUCAGAGCGAACACAAGGCAGCUUCAUCGAGCGCAAGAAGAUUGCUUUGACCUGGCACUACCGUCGAGCAGAUCCCGAGUACGGGGCUUUCCAAGCUCGUGAGUGCCAAAAAGCUCUGGAAGGAUACGUGACGAAGAAAUGGGACGUAGAAGUCAUGACCGGCAAAGCGAACCUGGAAGUCCGACCUCGAUUCGUCAACAAGGGCGAGAUUGCUCGUCGCUUGGUAAGCGAGUAUGGCGAAAAGGCACCAGAUUUCGUGCUUUGUCUUGGGGAUGACUUCACUGACGAAGACAUGUUCCGCACUCUCCGCCAGUCCAAGCUACCCGAGCAACAUCGCUUCGCCGUUACAGUCGGUGCUAAGACCAAACAGACUCUCGCGACGUGGCAUCUCCUCGAGCCUUCAGAUGUCAUAUCCUGCAUUUCCCUCCUCAAUGGUUCGACUGAUGCCGGAAAUGCCGGAGCAGUAGCAAUUGUGGAGGGCUCGGUCCCGGAUACAAGAUAG